Musca domestica (house fly) is the source of this 1098-nucleotide messenger RNA. RefSeq lists its product as uncharacterized. The transcript is spliced from 2 exons. NCBI's taxonomy places the organism in Eukaryota, Metazoa, Arthropoda, Insecta, Diptera, Muscidae. The coding region runs from base 1 to 1098 and encodes 365 amino acids. The record is from RefSeq and is a predicted model, not a curated record.
AUGCUUGUUACACCGGGUAAAGAAUGGUGUCGUGACUCAGAUGACGCAUCAACUCUUCCUCGGCCCAAUAUGGAGGAGUCGGGUGAAUCUCAAUCAAAUUUCGAAAUGGAUGAAGAAUGUCGGCGUAUGUUUUACGGUUACUUAGAAACCUCAGUGACUCGGCGAGCACAGUCACCCUUAUCCUCGAAUAAUUCCUCGCUGGAUGAGUCGGAUAACGAAGAUCAACGUUCCUCGUCUCCGCCAAAAAGGUAUGGUCUGGGAUUUGUCCGUCAGAAAGAUAGCCAAUACAAAUAUCUCGGAUUUCGCUGUUAUGAGAGAACAGUUACUGUGCAGCUUUUGGUCCCCGACUCCGGGGAAAAUCCAAUAUAUGAAAUAACCAACCCACCGCCGGAUAAUCAUCGUACGCCCUCACCCACACCCGCGAUAGGGGAAGAGAUCAACACCGAAGAUAUCCAUUCAAUAUCCAACACCUCACACAAACAUGAGGAGGUUCCUACUUCAUCCUCACAUGCUUUCGCACAUUUAGAAGAAGACUCCAGAUCGACCGCAAGUAGUUUUGUGACAGUUUCCGAAGAUCCUAGUUCUGAGUGGUGGACCCAAUGGCAGACGCUGGUUGGUGUUCCUCCAUCAUCACCGCUAUAUAACAUAACCGAACAAGCAAAUCUGUUGCAUAGUGAUGACGUACAAAUUCCAUCGCAAUCCAAUGCUGCCGUCAUAUCGGACGAUCACAGGUCCCCCAACGUGAAGGAAGAUAAAUCAUUACCAGGAACGCCGGGACACGUUGUCGAACUGUCAUCACCAUCGAUGUCUUCCCGAUCGUCAUCCUCAUCCUCAUCAGCCUCGUCGUCUUCAUCAUCAUCCACAAGCCAAACGAUGACACCUCAUCAGCCAACAUUGUGUAGCAGUCAACCUUCCAUCGAUGAAGUGUUUAUACCCAGUAAGGAGAAUAAUAGCACACCAAGUACAAUCAAAUUGCCAGUCACUGAAAUCCCAACUGAGUCAACGCCAUCGUCCUCGACAGACAAUCCCGUGAACGAUAACACAUUUCUCGAACUGCCAAAUUAUCCCGAAACCUACAAAUCCGUAUCGAGAAUUUAA